AUGCACAGCCCCAGCAAGGUGAGCAAGGCAGGCCCACGCUCAGCCGGGCCCCGAUUGCUGAGCGAGUCCAUAGUGACAGCCAGGUCCAAACUGAAUCUGCGCAUCGGGUUCUGGGUCGACAAGGUACCUGAUGAGGCACAGCAGCGGGAGAGCUCGGGCUGGGCUCAGUGGGACGCCUCCAGCGCGGAGGAGGAGAGCCCCUAUGUGAAGCAGAGCUAUGCGGGGGAAGCCUCUCCUGCGCCUCCUUCCAGCGCAUUCCCUCCAGCAGUUCUUGUCCAUCUGCUGGCCCAGACACAGCCAGCCAAGCUCCUACAAAGGGAGCGUGCUGGGGACCGUGGCUCUCGAGCUGUCACAGAGGGCACUCUGAGCCUUCUCGCAAGGUCUGCUCUGCUCUCCUUGAACAAACACAAACCCUGGAUUGAGACAUCGUACCACGGAAUCAUAACUGAAAACAACGACACUGUGAUUUUGGAUCCUCCCCUUGUUGCUUUGGAUAAAGAUGCACCUGUUCCCUUUGCAGGUGAGAUCUGUGCUUUUAAAAUCCAUGGACAAGAAAUGCCCUUCGAAGCUGUUGUGCUAAACAGGACAUCUGGAGAAGGUCAUCUUCGAGCAAAAAGUCCCAUUGACUGUGAAGUGCAGAAGGAAUACACAUUCAUCAUCCAGGCCUACGACUGUGGAUCAGGACCAGGUGGAACAAACUGGAAGAAGUCUCACAAGGCAGUGGUCCAUAUACAGGUAAAGGAUGUCAAUGAGUUUUCACCAGCUUUCAAGGAGAGUGUGUACAAGACCACCGUGACAGAAGGAAAGAUCUAUGACAGCAUACUGCAGGUAGAAGCCAUAGACGAGGACUGUUCUCCACAGUAUAGCCAGAUCUGCAAUUAUGAAAUUGUCACAACUGAUGUUCCUUUUGCUAUUGACAGAAAUGGUAACAUCAGAAACACUGAGAAACUGAACUAUGAUAAACAACACCAGUAUGAGAUAAUGGUAACAGCUUUUGACUGUGGGCAAAAACAUGCAACAGAAGAUGUCUUAGUACAAGUUAAUGUCAAACCAGUGUGUAAACCAGGCUGGCAAGAAUGGAACAAACGGAUUGAAUACAAGCCUGGUUCUGGCAGCAUACCUUUGUUUCCCCACAUUCAUCUAGAAACGUGUGAUGGACCAGUUUCCUCGAUACAUACCACCAUUGAAUUACAGACCAGUUACAUCGGAAAGGGCUGUGAUCGUGAAACGUACUCAGAAAAAUCUCUGCAGAAAUUAUGUGGAGCUUCCUCAGGUGCCAUUGACCUGUUACCGUCACCCCGUGCAACAACUAACUGGACAGCUGGGCUUCUCAUGGAUAACAAUGACAUAAUUUUUAAAUUUGAUGGGAAGCAAGGAGCCAAAAUCCCAGAUGGAAUAGUCCCAAAGAAUUUAACUGAUCAAUUCACCAUCACUCUGUGGAUGAAACAUGGACCUAGUCCAGGAUUAAGAGCAGAGAAAGAGACUAUUCUCUGCAACUCUGACAAGACCGAGAUGAACCGACAUCACUAUGCCCUGUACAUCCACAACUGCCGGUUGGUAUUUCUGUUGCGCAAAGACUUUGAUCAGGCUGACACCUUUCGUCCUGCGGAGUUCCACUGGAAACUGGAUCAGAUUUGUGAUAAAGAAUGGCAUUACUACGUUGUCAAUGUUGAGUUUCCUGUUGUUACCUUAUACAUGGAUGGAACAACGUAUGAACCUUACCUUGUGACCAAUGAUUGGCCUAUCCAUCCUUCACACAUAGCCAUGCAGCUGACAGUUGGCGCUUGUUGGCAAGGAGGUGAAGUUGCCAAGCCCAGAUUUGCUCAGUAUUUCCAUGGCAGCCUGGCCAGUCUUACUAUUCGGCCAGGCAAAAUUGAGAGUCAGAAAGUGAUUUCCUGUUUGCAGGCCUGCAAGGAAGGUCUGGAUAUUAAUUCUCUUGAAAGUCUUGGCCAAGGAAUAAAGUAUCACUUCAAUCCCUCCCAGUCAGUCCUUGUCAUGGAAGGAGAAGACACUGAGAAUAUAAAUCAAGCUCUCCAAAAGGUCUCAUACAUCAACUCUAGACAGUUUCCUACAGCAGGUGUACGACGUCUCAAAGUCUCAUCUGAAGUCCAAUGUUUUGGUGAAGAUGUCUGCAUUAGUAUCCCAGAUAUAGAUGCAUAUGUAAUGGUGUUUCAGGCCAAUGAGCCCAAGAUUACAGUAAGUGGGAUGGAUCACUUUGCUAGACCAGCUGCAGAAUUUGAAAGUGAAAAAGGUGUUAUUUUGUUACCUGACAUCAGGAUUGUCAGCACAGUCACUAAAAUGGAGCAUCCAGUGGACUUAGAAGAGCAUGACAGAGCCAGUAAGCCAGUGGUAUUAGAGGACGUGCUCCACAACUUGGAUUUCUGUGAUAUUUUGGUCACUGGCGCAGAACUAGAUCCUGAACAAGAGUGUUUAGAACUAGAUCGUGUGGAGCUUCAAGGAAAACAUCUAGAUGCCACAAAUUCCACAGCAGGAUAUUCAAUCUAUGGUGUGGACAGCAUGCACAACUAUGAACAGGUUCUUCGGCAGAUUCGAUAUCGUAACUGGUACACUUCUGCCACCUUUGACAGAAAGUUCAGAGUCAAGUGCUCAGAGCUAAAUGGACGUUACACCAGCAAUGAAUUUAACUUGGAGGUUAGUAUUUUACACAGCUCCACCUCCAACUUCAUGGACCAUGUAAAUCACAUGAUAGUGGAACCACAAUUUCUCCAAUCUGUCCACCACCCAGAGGAAACUUCAGGUGCUCUUCACAACUCAGUUGUUCCAAGUGUGGCUACUAUGGUUAUCAUACUCUGUGUGAGCAUACUCGUUUUCAUCAUAACCUUGGGGGUCUAUCGAAUUCGGACAGCUCAUCAGCACAGCUCUGCAGACAACGAAGGAAGUAAAGAAAAUGAAAUGGAUUGGGAUGAUUCUGCUCUGACUAUUACUGUCAACCCCAUGGAGAAAUAUGAAAAACCGCACCAGGCACAAGAGGAGAGGGAGGAGGAAGAAGACGACACAGAAUAUGAAGAGGAAGACACAACCAGUGCUGAAUCAGAUGAGGAGGAGGAGGAGGAAGAGGAAGAGGAAGCGAUUGUCCAAAAGGGAGACAAACAGAAUGCCACCAGGCAAGAGCAGUUGGAGUGGGAUGACUCAACACUCCCGUACUAA
Messenger RNA from Opisthocomus hoazin, 3168 nucleotides. The record is from RefSeq and is a predicted model, not a curated record. NCBI's taxonomy places the organism in Eukaryota, Metazoa, Chordata, Aves, Opisthocomiformes, Opisthocomidae.